AGUACUUCCACGGCUUGAUGCCCUUGCACAUGCGCCAUCGGUCAUUAGUUUCGACUCGCAAAGAACUCUGGGUAAAAUCGGAUUCCAAACAUGGCGCUGCACGUACCACGCGCACCGGGCUUUGCCCAAAUGCUUAAAGACGGUGCAAGGCAUUUUUCUGGUCUUGAGGAGGCUAUCUUUAGGAAUAUUGGGGCCUGCAAAGAACUGGCUAAAACAACUAGAUCAGCUUAUGGUCCUCAUGGACAAAACAAAAUGGUUAUCAACCAUUUGGAAAAGCUUUUUGUCACCAAUGAUGCAGCCACUAUUCUUCGAGAGCUUGAAGUUGAACACCCUGCUGCUAAAAUGCUUGUGAUGGCAGCACAACAGCAAGAACAGGAAUGCGGGGAUGGGACAAAUUUUGUGCUUGUAUUUGGUGGAACUCUUUUGGAGAGUGCAGAAGAGCUUUUACGAAUGGGUCUGUCUGUGACUGAAGUGAUCGAAGGCUACGAACUAGCAAAUAAGAAGGCACAGGAGAUCCUUCCUACUUUAGUUGUUGGAGAAGUGAAGAACAUGAGAAGCAAGGAGGAAGUAAAAAGUUCUGUUCGCACAUCUGUUAUGAGCAAGCAGUAUGGAAAUGAAGAUUUCUUGGCAGAUCUUAUUAUCAAUGCUUGUGUUUCAGUGCUGACUUCUAAGAUCUCUUUUAACGUGGACAAUGUCAGAGUGUGCAAAAUUUUGGGUUCUGGUGUACUGCAAAGUGAAGUGGUGCAAGGCAUGGUCUUUAAGAGACAGGUAGAAGGAGAUGUCACCAAAGUAAACAAGGCCAAGAUAGCUAUAUUUUCUUGUCCUCUUGAUGCCAUGCAGACAGAAACAAAGGGUACGGUGCUGAUCAAAAAUGCAGAGGAACUCAUGUCAUUCAGCAAAGGAGAAGAGAACCUGAUGGAGCAGUAUAUCAAAGGCAUUGUAGAUGCUGGUGUGAAUGUGAUUGUGACUGGAGGAAAGGUUGGAGACCUUGCGCAACAUUAUUGCAACAAGUACAAAGUUCUGGUUGUUCGGCUCACGUCAAAAUGGGACCUUCGUCGACUAUGUAAAGCUGUUGGUGCUACUGCUUUACCCAAAAUAACAACACCAAGAACAGAAGAAUGCGGCCACUGUGACAAUGUAUAUGUUGAUGAAAUAGGGGAAACAUCUGUUGUAGUCUUCAAGCAGGACAAAGAUGAGAACCCUAUCACAACUAUUAUCAUAAGAGGAUCGUCUGAGAACAUCAUGGACGAUAUUGAAAGGGCUGUGGAUGAUGGUGUCAACACAUUUAAAGCUCUUACAAAGGACGGAAGAUUAAUUCCAGGAGCAGGUGCAACAGAAAUUGAAUUGGCCAAACAGAUAACUAGUUUAGGAGAGAGCUUGCCAGGUUUGGAGCAGUAUGCUGUUAAAAAGUUUGCAGAAUCUUUAGAAUCUGUCCCACGUGCACUCGCAGAAAAUGCUGGCAUGAAGGCUACGGAUAUUUUGUCAAGACUGUAUGCAGCUCACCAGGAAGGGAAGCAGACUUCUGGUGUUGACAUUGAAGAUGCCUCUAGUGUAAUGGAUGCCAAAGAGUGUAACAUUGUCGACUUAUUUGUGAGCAAGUCAUGGGGAAUGAAAUUUGCAACUACUGCUGCCUGUACUGUACUCAGAGUAGACCAGAUCAUCAUGGCCAAGCCAGCUGGGGGUCCAAAAGCCAAAGAGAACAAAGAUUGGGAUGAAGACUAACCAGAAUACUUACAGACUUAUUGUGCUGCAUAACAUCAUGAUUCAUUUGGGACUCCUUUCUGGCAUAGCCAUGUCAUUCCUGCUGUUGGGCAUGUAUAUGUGGAAAUACUGGGAAAUGUCUUAGAAGCUGUUGUACUGUUGGGACAUCACAGUUUCAUAUUCUCUUUGCUGAAGGUUUUUUUUUCCCCCUCAAACCCAUCAGUUUGAAAGAAUGUGCAAGUCAAACAUUGCCUCUCUUUAAAUUGAUUUUCAAAAAUCCAUCUUGUUACAAAUUUAUUAGCUUUUAAAAAGUGAUUUUGCAUAGUUAUGGACAGUACACUACAGGUCUUCCUGCUUCCAAGGACAGUUCUCUUUUCGGAUUUGCAGAUUAUGAUACACGUAACUUGUUUGGGUUACAGGCUCAAUGCAUCAUUAGACACAGUGGUACCACUGAAUGGAGUAUUUUUCCAGGUGACUUAUUUAUUACACGAAUACUGAAAGUAUCAAGUGCAUAAAUAUUGAAUUUUCACAUUUUGGACGAAAUCCAAAUUGCACCGCAAUGCAAACUAGUUUCUAAAAAUUCCUGAAGUACUAAAAAGUACCAAUAGCAUUUGAGAUUAAGUGCAUAUUUUGUACCUACUACAGCUUUUAAUUAGAAAAGGCUAUUGAGAAGGGCUUUACUCUGCCAAAGCUUAAAAGAAAUUAGAUUUAACUUGAUGCAAGAAAGAUGCAUUGUAACGUAAACCCUACAGAUUGUGAGCUUUUGUCAUUAUUAUUAUUAUUAUGCUUGGACUAGGAAUGAACAAUUGAAGAACUUGCUAUCACAGGCCUUGUCUUAACUUUUUUUAAUGUAAACAUUGUGUUUUAAGUUCCACCUCAGUUUGCCUGAUUUUUGAAAAAUUUUGUAAUUAAGCAGUUGACAGUAAACUGAUAAUUCUUCAA
Molecule: messenger RNA, 2643 nt
Organism: Pomacea canaliculata
Lineage: Eukaryota; Metazoa; Mollusca; Gastropoda; Architaenioglossa; Ampullariidae
Product: T-complex protein 1 subunit theta-like
Exons: 16
Coding region: 91-1722 (543 amino acids)
Biological process (GO): protein folding
Cellular component (GO): chaperonin-containing T-complex
Molecular function (GO): ATP-dependent protein folding chaperone; ATP hydrolysis activity; ATP binding
Source: RefSeq, a predicted model, not a curated record